Messenger RNA from Cyclocybe aegerita, 513 nucleotides. Lineage: Eukaryota; Fungi; Basidiomycota; Agaricomycetes; Agaricales; Hemipholiotaceae. The record is from the annotation of a GenBank genome assembly.
AUGGGUGACCGGUGCCAUGCAACAUACAGCGAUUCAGACUCUUAUCCCAGCGGCCUUGGGACGGAUAUCGUCAAAUUCAUCCUCGGCCUCAGCGGACAUGAAGAUUACAUGGAGAUGGAUAAACGUGUUCGCCAAAUUACAUGGGUAGAUAUGAACGCGACUCCCAGCCCCGAGCUGCAACGAAAAUACUCAGAGAUGGGGUUCUCCGAAAAGAGAGUGGUGAAGCUUGCGGAGUGGUGGUAUCUGCUGUACAAGCUGAGAGGCGCGGCAGCAUUGCCUGCUAUUCAGAGUGGCAACCUCGAGCACAUGAUCGAAAGUACCGAUUUCCUCCAGGAACACAUCUUAUGCGAGUGGGCGUAUUUUAUCGACUUCGAGAACCAGACACUCGAGACUUGGACCUUUGGGCACCAUGUGGCAAAUGUGAGCUUCCAGGACCUAAAGAGGUAUGGCGAAAGUUACAUGGACCUCCUCAAGAGGGCGCUAUAUGAGCAGAAGAAGUCCCAGGGCACCUAA